AUGCCAUUCUCUCUUCCUUAUUAUCGGGACGCCGGUGAAUUGCCAGGGCCUCUCCCUGAUCAGAAUGAGAUUGACCAGGCAACACGAACCCUCCCCAAGACAUCAGAUUAUGGUGGGCGCUUGGUUGUAAUCCGAGACGCAUUUGUUGUGAAAUAUGGCCCACUUGUGACUGAAAAUGAAGGAUAUGCUCUGCUUUUUGAUACCCUGCAUAUUGUCAUGGAAUACAUUCCCGGUAUCUCUCUGGGGACGGCGUGGCCUUCGCUCACGGAGAUGCGGGCACUGCCAUCGCCCGGGUUCUACGGCAGCGUCGACCAAGGGCCCGUCCCCCAUCGGUAUUUCUUUUCUCGUGAGCAAGACCCUGCGGUGACUGGUCCUAUUCGGACGGAGGAAGAAUUCGGAAAAGCCAUCGCACUUCGCUCCCAAAAUAUGUGGAGCGAAUGCAGUAGUCACAGCGUGCUCUCCGACUAUCUUGUUCGCCACCUCCCAGUAGCACUUCGCGGUCAUCCGCCCAUGUUCACCCACGGAGAUCUCUACCGAGAGAAUGUUUUGGUCAGAAAGGUUGUGGAUUCGGUCACCAAUGAAGAAGAGUGUGAACUGGCUGCUCUGGUGGACUGGGAGACGGCUGGAUGGUAUCCUUCGCACUGGGAAUACGCUCAUAUCUUUCCCUUAUUGCGGUGGAUUGAUGACUGGCCGGCGUAUGUGGAAAAGAUCCUCGAUCCCUUGCCGCUGGAGGGCGCCAUGAUGUGGGUUGUCUUUAGAGAAAUGGAGUUUUAACUGGAUGUGAGGUGCUAUGACGUUGAUAUUGGCGUCUUUAUUCGGU
This is a messenger RNA of Aspergillus japonicus CBS 114.51, 820 nucleotides long. RefSeq names its product phosphotransferase enzyme family protein. NCBI's taxonomy places the organism in Eukaryota, Fungi, Ascomycota, Eurotiomycetes, Eurotiales, Aspergillaceae. The transcript is spliced from 3 exons. The record is from RefSeq and is a predicted model, not a curated record. Bases 1 to 774 code for a protein of 257 amino acids.